AUGAGUGGCGAAGACGAUCCUACUGGUGCUGCUCUCUACGGUUUUCUUAAGCAGUCUGCUCGUAUUCUUGAUACCUUGAAAAUGGAGAGGGUUAGAACUAUUCUAACCCACACUUAUCCAUACCCUCACGAGCAUUCCCGCCAUGCUAUAAUUGCUGUUGUUGUUGGCAAGACUUUCAAACCGAGCUAUUCAAAUUUCAGUCGAUGGUACAUAGCUUGGAUUUUAGUGGCAGCUGUGUAUCAUCUUCCUAGCUUUCAGUCAAUGGGAGUGGAUAUGAGGAUGAACCUAUCUUUGUUUCUGACCAUAUAUCUCUCUUCCAUCUUGUUUCUUCUUGUCUUCCACAUUAUAUUUCUUGGCCUCUGGUAUAUUGGCUUUGUUUCACGUGUGGCGGGAAAGAGACCAGAGAUCUUGACCAUUCUUCAAAACUGUGCAGUACUUAGCGUGGCAUGCUGUGUAUUUUAUAGUCAUUGUGGGAACCGUGCCAUGUUAAGAGAGAGGCCACUUGACAGAAGAAAUUCCAACUGGUUUUCUUUCUGGAAGAAAGGGGAGAGGAACACAUGGCUUGCAAAGUUUCUGCGGAUGAAUGAAUUGAAAGACCAGGUUUGCUCAUCUUGGUUUGCUCCAGUUGGUUCUGCAAGUGAUUAUCCUCUCUUGUCAAAGUGGGUUAUUUAUGGCGAGAUAGCUUGCAAUGGAUCGUGUCAUGGUUCAUCAGAUGAAAUUUCUCCCAUCUACUCUCUUUGGGCUACAUUUAUUGGGCUUUACAUUGCAAAUUAUGUGGUGGAGAGGUCAACAGGGUGGGCUCUCACUCACCCAUUAUCUGUUAAAGAAUAUGAGAAGGUGAAGAAGAAGCAAAUGAAACCUGAUUUUUUAGACAUGGUUCCUUGGUACUCCGGAACAUCUGCUGAUUUAUUCAAAACUGUUUUUGACCUCCUGGUAUCAGUGACUGUCUUCGUUGGGCGUUUUGACAUGCGGAUGAUGCAGGCAGCAAUGACUAGGGUUAGUGAUGGAAAUCAACAAGGUGACCUUCUAUAUGAUCAUUUUAGUGAGAAGGAGGAUUUUUGGUUUGAUUUUAUGGCCGAUACUGGUGAUGGUGGGAACUCAUCUUAUGCUGUGGCACGACUACUUGCUAAACCUUUCAUUCGAACACUGAAAGAUGAUUCUGCGCUAACCUUACCACGUGGAGACUUGCUAAUUAUUGGGGGUGAUCUUGCAUCCCUAGAGUAUCCAAAUCCAUCAGCAUUUACAUAUGAAAGGCGUCUUUUUGUUCCUUUUGAGUAUGCUCUUCAACCUCCUCCUUGGUAUAAAGCAGAGCAGAUAGCUGUGAACAAGCCAGAUGUACCCUUCGGAGCUCCAUUAAAACAGUACAAUGGACCUCAGUGUUUUGUUAUUCCUGGAAACCAUGACUGGUUUGAUGGACUCCAGACCUUUAUGAGGUGGUGGGUUUUUGGGCUUGAUCUAGCUCUUCAUGGUGAUAUUGAUGUGUACCAAUUCAAGUUCUUUUCAGAAUUGAUAACGGAGAAAGUUCAAGAGAAUGACUCUGUGAUCAUUAUAACACAUGAACCUAAUUGGCUCACCGACUGGUAUUGGAAUGAUGUUACUGGAAAGAAUAUUUCACAUCUGAUUUGUGAUUAUUUAAAAGGAAGAUGUAAGCUUCGAAUGGCUGGGGACUUACAUCAUUACAUGCGUCAUUCUCACGUAAAGUCAGAUGGGCCUGUACAUGUUCACCAUCUUCUCGUUAAUGGUUGUGGUGGAGCAUUUUUACAUCCUACCCAUGUCUUCAGUAAAUUUAACAAACAUAAUGAUGUCUCCUAUGACUGCAAAGCUGCAUAUCCAUCCUUUGAGGAUUCGAGCAGGAUUGCGUUGGGAAAUAUUCUAAAAUUUCGAAAGAAGAACUGGCAAUUUGAUUUUAUUGGUGGCAUUAUAUAUUUUGUGCUAGUCUUUUCAAUGUUUCCACAAUGUGAGCUGAAUCACAUCCUCCAAGAUGAUACAUUUUCUGGCCACAUAAAGAGUUUCCUUGGUACUGUGUGGAAUGGAUUUAUAUAUAUUCUGCAGCACUCUUGUGUGUCACUAGUGGGAGCUAUACUAUUACUAAUUGCAGCAUAUUCUUUUGUUCCGCCCAAAUUGACACGGAAGAAACGAGCAAUAAUUGGAGUUCUUCAUGUUUCUGCUCACCUUGCUGCGGCACUAAUUCUUAUGUUGCUUCUUGAAAUAGGCAUAGAAAUAUGCAUCCAGCAUGACUUGCUGGCAACUUCAGGGUAUCACACUUUAUAUCAGUGGUAUAGAUCAGUGGAAAGUGAGCACUUUCCUGAUCCAACUGGACUCAGAGCUCGCAUUGAACAAUGGACAUUUGGACUUUAUCCGGCUUGUAUCAAGUAUUUAAUGUCUGCUUUUGAUGUGCCAGAGGUCAUGGCAGUCUCUCGGAACAAUAUUUGCAAGAACGGAUUGGAAUCUCUUUCCCGGGGGGGUGCUGUAAUAUAUUAUGCUUCUGUCUUCCUUUAUUUCUGGGUCUUCUCGACCCCUGUUGUUUCCUUGGUGUUUGGAAGCUACUUGUACAUUUGCAUCAACUGGCUUCACUUACACUUCGAUGAAGCUUUUUCGUCUCUUCGAAUAGCUAAUUACAAAUCAUUCACUCGAUUUCACAUUAAUUCUGAUGGUGAUCUUGAAGUCUACACUCUGGCUGUUGAUAAGGUUCCAAAGGAGUGGAAGCUUGAUCCAGAUUGGGACGGAGAGGCGAAACACCCACAAGAGUUGAGUCAUUUUAGAAGGUUUCCCAGCAAAUGGAGGGCAGUCACUGCCCACCAGGAUCCGGUACAUACGGUCAAAAUUGUUGACCAUUUCGUUAUUGGACGGACAGAAAACAAUGACUGUGAUACUCCAUCUAACGGGCCAGUUCAAUGA
Molecule: messenger RNA, 2898 nt
Organism: Sphenostylis stenocarpa
Lineage: Eukaryota; Viridiplantae; Streptophyta; Magnoliopsida; Fabales; Fabaceae
Source: the annotation of a GenBank genome assembly